This is a messenger RNA of Seriola aureovittata, 1788 nucleotides long. RefSeq names its product zinc finger protein 205-like. Gene Ontology annotation, biological process: regulation of transcription by RNA polymerase II; central nervous system development. Gene Ontology annotation, molecular function: RNA polymerase II cis-regulatory region sequence-specific DNA binding; DNA-binding transcription factor activity, RNA polymerase II-specific. The record is from RefSeq and is a predicted model, not a curated record. Gene Ontology annotation, cellular component: nucleus. Bases 9 to 1352 code for a protein of 447 amino acids. NCBI's taxonomy places the organism in Eukaryota, Metazoa, Chordata, Actinopteri, Carangiformes, Carangidae. The transcript has 4 exons.
CGCUCAAGAUGACGAGUUACAAGGCGUUCCAUGCUCAGUUGACGUCCAUCAUGGAGGCACUGGCCAAAGCGGCCGUGGCGGAGAUCUGCGAGCUGGUGGAUGAGAGCUACGCCGUGUUGCAGCUGGAGAUCAACCGGAGCCACAAGGAGAACGAGGCGCUGAGGAGGAAGCUGGAGAUGAUCGAGACCAUCAUCGCCCGGGGACACCGGGGCAGCAUCGCGAUGCUGGAUUACGGCGAGCCGGUGGUAGAGGCCGGCGGGGGGCUGAUGGAUUUCACUGUCGAAUGUGCCUUACCAACUGCAGGGGCUGUCAAACAGCCGAAAGCCUCGAGUCUCAAAAGGCGUGGACGGGUUCCCGCUUUAGAGGCGGCGACAGACGUGAAACCUGUGACUAAAGAGGACACUGUGACAGCUGCCCAGGAGGCAAAUGAUCAGGAUGUAGUUCUGAUAAAGGAUGAAAUGGCAAAAGAGGAGGUGAAUGACAAUGACGCCACAGACGAGCUGCUUCUCAAUGAGGACGGGACAGAAGUGCAAUCGUCAGAGGAGGGGCCCUCUGGGAUCAUGAUCUCCCCCUCAGCGGCUGACAUGAGGCUGUGGGAUCAGAGCAGCGACGGACUGUCGGAGCGAGUCGAGCAUCAAGACUCCCACAGUGCACCGGGGUCCCCGGGUCAUGUGGGGACCGCUGAGAGCAACUCGUCAGAUGUCAUGUUUGAUUUGGCCUCAGAGUCGGACUGUGAAGCUCCGUCCUCAGCCCUCAUGAGAAAGCAGUUCCUCCUGGGGUCUGGGGGAAGUCCGACCUCCCUGCCGGGGACCUCUGAGCUGAAGCGGGGCGUGUCUCUGAUCAGCUCCCUCCCCUACGACACAGAUCUGGAUCUCUGUUCCUCAUGGACCACUCAGGGUCUGCCCAGCAUGAUGCCCGUGCCUCAACGGCCGUAUCUCAAACCGGACCACCGGCCGUCGCUCCUGGACAAGGUCUCCGACUUGAACGCUGCAGGUUUCCCCUUGGCGCUGGGCCUCGGCGGCUCCAGACUAGACCCUCAUGAACUGAACAGAUACUGCAGGGACAGGCGCUUCGUCUGCAGCUACUGCGGGAAAUGUUUCACGUCGUCUCGGAGCCUGGAGACACACGUGCGCGUGCACACGGGCGAGCGGCCGUACAGCUGCGCCCAGUGCGGGAAGCGCUUCACGCAGUCGGGUCACCUGAAGACGCACCAGAGCGUCCACACCGGGGAGCGGCCGUUCGCCUGCGAGCACUGUGGGAAGAGAUUCGCCGGGAAGCAGAACCUGAGGAUCCAUCAGCAGAAACACCACUCGGCCGAGCAGGGAGCAGGAAGCUCCACACACGAACACUGACUGGAAACAUCAUGGUACUGUGAGGUACCAAGGACACUUGAUCUCUAAACUGUGACGUCCUGCUGUUACUGUUACUUGACUGCUCAUUUAAACCGAUAGGUUUAGGGUAAAGGUAUUUUAACGAGGUUUUAGAGGAACUUGUACUUUUACAUAGAAAAAGUGAUCAGUAGCUCUUACUGUUUCAAUUUCAGGCCUUACUUAUUUUGAACUGUGAACUGCCUCUGCACAGAAGCAAAGUGGGACUACAACCUCAUCCAGAUCCAUUCUUACCUCAAAAACAAGGUGGCCCUUUUGGAGUCCACAUCAGUACUUUACAGGAAUCGAGCAACAGCCGCCCGGUGAGAACAGAUUCCUGCAGCGCCUACACCUGUAAGAAGCAUGAGAAUGUGCACUGGUUGGUGUAUAUCUGGAAUUAAACACGUGCGAUUGAUGAAGA